Malus domestica (apple) is the source of this 1468-nucleotide messenger RNA. RefSeq names its product glycerophosphocholine acyltransferase 1-like. NCBI's taxonomy places the organism in Eukaryota, Viridiplantae, Streptophyta, Magnoliopsida, Rosales, Rosaceae. The record is from RefSeq and is a predicted model, not a curated record. Gene Ontology annotation, biological process: phosphatidylcholine biosynthetic process.
UAACAGAUUUUGUGUUGUUCUGAAGCGCACCACCUUCCUUCUUUCCCUCCCCUUCUCUCUCUCUCUCUCUCUCUCCCUCUCUCUAAAACUCUGUUUCUCAAAAGCAAAAAUGUCCAGCGGCGACGACCCUAUGGAGGAAACAAAUGGGGAUUCGUUUCACCAAGCAAUGAGGCAACGGUUGAAAGAUCGGUCAAAGAAAGUUGCUCAGACCAAAGAGAUUUUGUCGAAACAAGCGGUUCAGACCAGAGAGAUCCUUUCAAAGCAGGCUGUGAAGAUCGCCAAACAAGCUGAGGAGCAUGAAAAGUUCAUCAACAAGGUGACGCAUUUUGUGGGGGUUCUCAGUUUCGGUGGAUUUUGCUUCCUCUUAGGAGCAAGACCGCAAGAUACGCGAUAUGUGUAUUGCUUGUUCUAUUUCAUCUUUGUUCCUCUUCGUUGGAUAUACUAUCGGUUCAAGAAAUGGCAUUACUACCUUUUGGACUUUUGCUACUAUGCCAACACGAUAUUUUUGGUUGACCUGCUUCUUUAUCCAAGGAACGAAAAGUUUUUCAUGGUUUGCUUCUCAUUUGCUGAGGGGCCGUUAGCAUGGGCAUUGAUUGUUUGGCGUUGUAGCUUGGUUUUUAGUUCUCUUGACAAACUUGUUAGUGUCCUUAUACAUCUUUUACCCGGGUUAGUUUUCUUCACUAUUCGAUGGUGGGAUCCAGCAACUUUUGCAGCGAUGCAUCCGGAAGGAACUUCUCGCAGAGCUUCAUGGCCUUAUGUAGAAAACAAAUCCUACCUUUGGAUAUGGCUCUUUUGGGUGCCCUUGUUUGCUUACACCCUUUGGCAGGCUUUGUAUUUUCUCAUUGUCAAUGUUUUACGUCGACAAAGGCUGUUGAGAGAUCCCGAAGUCAUGACUUCUUACAGGGAGCUCUCAAAGAAGGCACAGAAAGCAAACAAUGUAUGGUGGCGCUUGAGCGGUUUGCUUGGGGAUCAGAAUCGCUUGCUCAUGUACACUCUACUCCAAGCCGUAUUUACUGUGGCAACAAUGGCACUCACGGUCCCUAUCUUCUUGUCAUAUGAACUGCACUUUAUCUUCCAAAUUCUCAAGGUUUCCGCUUCUGUGUGGAACGGAGGUAGUUUCUUGCUGGAGGUGAUGCCGAGGCAAGUGAUUCUCAAGGAGAAGAAGAAAUCGGAAGUGCAGCCAACAGAAACUCGGGAAGAUCAACCAUCGGAUUAUGAUCAAAGGACGCACAAUUCAGUCGAGGCAUCACCAAGUCCUCCGAACUAGUAGGCUUUGUAAUUUGUAAACUUGUGUCAUGAAAAGUUACGCGUGUUUUGUUAAUUUUUGUAUUCAUAGAUCUUAGCUUUUAUUUGUAGAAGGUUAAUGUUUGUUUUGCAGUCAGAUGGGGAAUGAUUUGUUUGUUUGUGUACAAAUUCCGAGCAAGAACCCUAGCUAUUUAUCUCUCGUACUUACGCUCUCUGCUGUUCA